GCGGAAAAAGAAGAGGAAAUUUUGUUCCCAAUCUAUUCCGAAAGGUCACAACAAGAUAUGUCGGCUAUGGUCUCAGCCCUUACGCAAGUCAUUGGAGGCACUAACAAUGACCAACUUCAGCCACAUAAUGAUCAACAACCUUUAACUUCGUCACAGUCCAGCUCAACCCACAACGAACAAUCCCAACAACCACGGCAAGAUCAAGGGAGCGUAAGAAGAAGACACUAUAGAGGAGUGAGGCAGCGGCCAUGGGGAAAGUGGGCUGCGGAGAUUAGGGAUCCGAAGAAGGCACAAAGGGUAUGGCUCGGAACUUUUGAAACUGCUGAAGCUGCUGCUCUUGCUUAUGAUGAAGCAGCUCUCAGAUUCAAAGGAAGCAAAGCAAAGCUGAAUUUUCCUGAAAGGGUUCAAGGUACAAGCGAGUUUGGUUACCUCACAAAUCAUCAUCAAGAGUUUAAUGCAGUGUCAAGCAGUAGUAAUAUUAAUGAGCAAGCAUCUAACCCAGUUGUUGCUCUUGCUUCCCGUCCACACUUUGCUCAAGAAACAUAUUCAAGUCCCUUUCAUUACGCACAAAUUUUGGGUAGUAGUGGAAGUAAUAGCAACUUCAAUCAAGAUAUGCUUCGUUUCUAUGGUAGAGACAUGUUUGUUUCUUCUCAGCCCUUAACGGCUGCAUCUUCAUCUUCUGGAUUAUCUCAGCAACAACAAGAGCUUCUGAGACUCCGGAAUAUGCAAUUUGGAGGUUCUUCUUCUACUUCUGAUCAGCCUCCUAGUAAUUGGAGGGAUGACAUGGAUGGUAAACAUUAAUUGAAGAGGAUACUAUAUA
Messenger RNA from Gastrolobium bilobum, 820 nucleotides. Its product is annotated as ethylene-responsive transcription factor ERF113-like. The coding region runs from base 58 to 801 and encodes 247 amino acids. The record is from RefSeq and is a predicted model, not a curated record. Gene Ontology annotation, biological process: ethylene-activated signaling pathway; regulation of DNA-templated transcription. Gene Ontology annotation, molecular function: DNA-binding transcription factor activity; DNA binding. Lineage: Eukaryota; Viridiplantae; Streptophyta; Magnoliopsida; Fabales; Fabaceae. The transcript has 2 exons.